UAUUGCUAUUAUACUUAUAUCUGGAUUGGCUGUUUUUGAUGACGACCUGGUGAGUUUAGUGGAUACGUUCGGAAGGUAAAAUGGUUAAGCUGUUGACGACUUGGCGAUUUCCAUGGACUUAAAACUUUAAAACAAUAUGGACAGGUUAAACAAGAAUAAUAAACUUACGGCGCAGGGGGUUUCGGAGCCCCCAGGCCCCGUCGGGAACACGAGUGGCUUUCCAGGCUCGAUCCGACGGUCAUCAAGCUACUGGAAGAACGGCGGGCGGGAGGUGGAAUCCCAGGCAUCCUCUCGUACGGUAAAAGCGACUGGGUAGAAGGUGGGAAGAAGAAAGCUGGCAUUAGGAGGAGAGAAACCGAGGAAGGUUGCAGAUAUAAAGUUAAGUGACAAAGUCACAAUUUCAGUGAUACCGAGAGCUAAAGGGAAGGAAGAAGGUGACGCGUUUAGACCAAGUAAAAAAAUACAAAGGAGUCCUACGACUGGUGGCAGGGCUGAUGUCGAAGUGGUCGAGGAAUCGGAAGGUUCCUAUCGAAUCAGAGAUAGCGAGCACAGCACGCCAGUGGUAGUGAGAGGAGGAGCACCCGUCAAACAAUUGGCUAGAAAGGUAAUAGAUGAAAGCAGCAGGACGAGACGGGCAAGGGCGGCUAUGGUAAGCGAAAUAGAUAAUAGCGCCAGGGAUGAUACACAGACCAGUGAUGUAGACGAGGAAGAAGUAAUGAUAUAAAGGGCGGAACUGAAAGGGUUCACGCAAGCCCUAGCUGGCGCUGUCCAGAUGCUUAAUGUUGUGGUGAGAAAAUUCAAGCUGGACAAAGACAAAGAUGAAGGGAUCAGAGAGAUCGGUAACUUAAUAAAGGGUAUGCUAUCGUCCCUGGAACAGUGUGGAGAACAAAAAGCAAGGAGGAGGAAGAGGAGAAGAGUGCCUGUUGAGGCGGAGAGCAGCAUUAAUAGGACAGUAGUUAUGAAGGAAAUGACGGUGGACAAAGGCAGUUACCCCAAAAGGAAGGUGAUAUCGCCGGCCGAGAUUACAAGGAUGGAUGAACGUAAAAGGCCCAGGACGCCCAGGAAAGGAGAGGUCAUCUACGCCGAAGCAUGUGGGAAAGAAAGAAGGAAUCUUGUGAUGGACGAGGAUUAUAAUGAGGACUCGGAAGGAUGGAGGAGAGUGGCAAGAAGAAAAAGGGAGAGGAGAGCUCCCUUGGCACAGGAUAUUCCUAGUGUGCAUCCGGGCAACAACAGAGAGGUGGUCCCGGAAGGUGAGGGUGUGUCAAGGAACAGGAGAAGCGAAAGUUGAAAAGGGAUGUGAGUGGCUGCAAGUUUAUAGAAGAAUAAUGGCGGCCAGGAGCACAUUGGAGGGAGCCACGGGGGACGAGAGCGGGCCACAUUCUGACUGAAUUUGACAGGACGGUGGCGGUUAACGAGGUGGCGGCCAGGUGAGGGAUAGUACGGAGGUGGCUGCCCUGGUGAAUAGGGCGACCCUACAGAUCAAAAAUAUUGAUCCCCUCACCAGCAAGGAGGAGCUGGUGGACGAUAUUAGGGCGCAAUGGGGGAUUGAGGACAAUAUU
Bombus impatiens (common eastern bumble bee) is the source of this 1559-nucleotide messenger RNA. RefSeq lists its product as uncharacterized. Bases 773 to 1288 code for a protein of 171 amino acids. Lineage: Eukaryota; Metazoa; Arthropoda; Insecta; Hymenoptera; Apidae. The transcript is spliced from 2 exons. The record is from RefSeq and is a predicted model, not a curated record.